Naegleria lovaniensis is the source of this 519-nucleotide messenger RNA. RefSeq lists its product as uncharacterized. The transcript has a single exon. Lineage: Eukaryota; Heterolobosea; Eutetramitea; Acrasida; Naegleriidae. The record is from RefSeq and is a predicted model, not a curated record. The coding region runs from base 1 to 519 and encodes 172 amino acids.
AUGAAGAGAAGUAGAGAGGAUGAACCUACUCAUCCUCCUACUAAUCCAUCUCUUGCACACAGCAUCAUUCCAUUCUGGGAUGAGUACUCACAACAAGUAUCGGAUAAGCUUUGGGCAUGUUCAAGAGAUUCCUUUCAUGAGUUUAAUCAGUACAACAACAAGGGAUGCACUGACGGAUGGUUCAACUUUUCUCAAUUCACUGUAAUUGAAUCCAAGCCAGUGUUUGAUGUUCCACUCAAUAUUCAUCACUCUAUAACAGAGAAUGUGGCUUUUGAUAACUCUAAAAAGCCACCUCAGCUCAAGAAAGCAAAAAAGAAUCAAAAGACGCCCCAAAAAUUGCAAGCAGACAAAUCGAUGAAAAUUCGUCUCUACCCCAAUGAACAAGAAAGGACAACAUUGAAUCAGUGGAUGGGAACUGCUCGUUGGAUCUACAACAAGUGUUUAGAAUUCACCUGUUUCUACAUUGUAAACAACAACAAGAGUUUGGAAUUAAUUGGAGGAAAACUAAUGGGUUUGUGA